This is a messenger RNA of Blepharisma stoltei, 2912 nucleotides long. NCBI's taxonomy places the organism in Eukaryota, Ciliophora, Heterotrichea, Heterotrichida, Blepharismidae. The record is from the annotation of a GenBank genome assembly.
AUGGUAAAGUCUGCACUUAUCAGUCGUCACAUAGUAAGCUACAAAUCAAGACACCCUCUCUACGGUAUAAUUCUUAUAGAAAACGAAGAAAUUAGUGAUGUUAUUAUCGUGGAUGACAAUAUUCCAGCCUCUGCUUUAUUUUCAAAAUUUCGAGAAUGAAACCCAAUCAAUUACGAAAAUUAUUAUAUCUCCCCUGGGAUUAUUGAAAUUGGUGUGAGACCUGAGUGAGAAACCUACGUGAACAUCACUAAAAUGGCUGCAUCAGGUGGAGUCACUUUACUAUUAGAAGAAAAAUCCAUACACACAGAAAUCACAAAUCCAAUUGACGAAUUAUAUUGCGAUAUCGGCUUAAUCAAAAGAAUUGACUCUAACAAUUUAGAGGACAUAAAAAAGCUUAAAAAAUCUAGCGCUUUUGCUUUUAAAGGAUAUUUAUACCCACCUAGUAACAAAGUUGCUUCAUUGCCGAAUGACUUGCCAUGACUUUUAUCUAAGGUUAGAGAUACAGGGAAGCCUUUGAUUAUUGAUCCAUCAAUACCUCAAGGGAGAAUGCUGCAUAUGGCAUCACCAUGCCGACAUAUGAAUUUAGAAGAAAGAAUUGCAGCUGAUAUUAACGAUGACCCCCCCUCAAUCUUCAUGUCUAUUGCAACAAAAAUGCAAUUUUUUAAUAUAAAAUUUUAUAUAAAAAAAAUAAUAAUUUUCAUGUCUCUUGCAACAAUUUAAUACAUUAAAAUAGCGACACGUGCCAACCUGCCCUCUUGGCGCAGCAGUCCAGACCUUAUGGCUACAGCGAACUUGGACGGACUCCGAGCCGAGAAUCAGACUCAGGCUCAAGAAGUGUGUAUCCGGGUAGGUUUUGGCUACUUUCCUGUGUUUGGAAAUGGAGGUGCUCAACAACGUCCUUUUGGAUCCGAGGACCCAUGGGUAUUCCUCUAACGAGAAACUGAGGUUUCAGCCCAGGCAACAGGGGAACAGUCUUUUUUUCCUGUAGCUGUCGAAGAAAGGCACUUUGACACCCAAUAGACUACAAGAGCUGAUCCUUGGAGUCAAGCUACUCCAAUCGCCCGUAGCAGGGCGCAGAAAUCCAUAAGCCGCCCACUCAAGACUGAACUCCCAAGGCAAGGAGGAGACAGAAGGUGCCGGAAGGGCACUCGUAAGAGGGAUAGAUCCUAUGGGCUGGAGAGUCGAAAAGCAGUAUGACCUUCCGUACGGGAGAUCUUUAAUGGCUGCGUCAUCAAUAUGGCUAGCGCCUGUCUGUAAUAAUCUUAAUCCUAAUCCUCUUGCAACAAAUUUUCGAUACGCAUCUUAAAAUUUUCCGUACUUUUUAGCUAGAUAAGUUUAAUAAAAUGGCGAGCGAUGACAAUAGCCGUCCAAAACUCGAUGAAAGGUCAUGACAGACCUACAGUAGAGCUGUUUUAUGGUUUUUUUGAGAAACUCACUUAGAGAAAAAUGCAUUAAUUUUUUUUUACAAAAAUGUUGUGUUGCAGUAGGCAUGAAGAUUUUUUCGAAAAAUUUUUGUUGCAAUAGACAUGAAGAUUGAGGGGGGGGUCAUCGUUACAAAGGAUAUGGAAUUUUCAGCAGCCGCUUUUCCUGAAUCAAUCUAUCCAGACGAAGAAGGCUCUCCUAACGAAGAGCCUGUUAGAUGGAACUUAAACAGAACCAGAUCAGGAAUUCCCACCUUUUCUUCAUCUAGAAAUUCCUCAAAAAUUGCAGAGCCACUUCGAAUUAGCAAUAAAUUCGACUUAAAUAAUCAUAUGCCUGACAUCGAAGAAGAAGACACAAUGAGAAGUCGAGGAAGAACCAUUAUGAGAGACAUCAAAAAACGUCGACAAAGCAGUUAUCAUGACAUUUAUGAAGAUCUAGACUAUAGAAUCAAGGUCAUUGAAUCUGAUAUACAAGCCAUCAGCAAAGCAGAAAUAACUACAUAUCAGACUGCAGGCUCCACUGUGUAUUCAAAGCAAUUACCUAGAAGAAGAAGUUCGUCGUUUUCGGACUUUUCAUUUAGAGAGUUUUUGCAAGCUGUUCCACAAGAAGAAGCGGCUCAGCCAGCUCCUCCUAUGAGUUCUAUACAAAAGAGGCUAAAAGGGAAAAGACCAAUGCCAUUAAACACACACAUGGAAGUCACUAUCCAAAAAGAUCGAAUUUAUCUAAACCAUGUAGCAAAUAUUCCUGACAAAUGGGAGCUAAAAGGUGUUAAAAAGAUCCUUGAAGUUUUACAAGCAGAAAGCUGCAAAGUCCAUAUUUGCAAUUUAUCGUCAGCUGCUGCAGUUAAUAAAAUUCGUCAAAAUAAGUCUACAAACGAAUCAACUGUGACUUGUGACACUUGUCCUCACUAUAUGUCCUUUAGUGAUAAAGAUAUACAAGACGGGGAUACUAGGUUUAAAGACUACCCUCCUAUCAGAAAUCAGGCUAACUGCAAUUUACUAUGGGAGCUGCUGAAGCUCAAGGGCAUUGAUAUCAUAUCAUCACAUCAUGCUUCUAUACCCAGCGAAUACAAAAAUCUGGACAAUGGAAGCUUCAGAAAAGCUUUAAGUGGUAUAAAUGGCUUAGGUUUUUCAAUGCAAAUUGUAUGAACAGCUUUGAGCUCAGUCAAUGCAAAUGAUUCAUUAAAAGAACAUUACAUAGUAAGGCUCGCUAAAUGAUUUUCAAUGCACCCAGCCAAAUUAUUAGGAAUCGAAAGCAAGCGAGGUAGCAUAGAAAGAGGCAAAUAUGCUGAUUUAAUAAUAUGAAACCCUUAUCAAUCGAUUUCCUGCCAUACUUAUUCUGCUAUGAAAGAAAGCUGCAUUUAUGAAGGGCGAGAAUUGAUGGGACAAGUUAUUAAGGUGCUAGUCAGAGGAAUGGAGGUAUUUGAUAACGGAAAUUUCCAAGCUUAUGGGGAAUAUUUAAAACAAAAUACAAUAAUUAAAGAUUUUUAA